This is a messenger RNA of Penicillium cinerascens, 2142 nucleotides long. RefSeq names its product transcription factor domain-containing protein. Gene Ontology annotation, molecular function: RNA polymerase II cis-regulatory region sequence-specific DNA binding; zinc ion binding; DNA-binding transcription factor activity, RNA polymerase II-specific. NCBI's taxonomy places the organism in Eukaryota, Fungi, Ascomycota, Eurotiomycetes, Eurotiales, Aspergillaceae. Bases 1 to 2142 code for a protein of 713 amino acids. Gene Ontology annotation, cellular component: nucleus. The record is from RefSeq and is a predicted model, not a curated record. The transcript is spliced from 2 exons. Gene Ontology annotation, biological process: DNA-templated transcription; positive regulation of transcription from RNA polymerase II promoter by galactose.
AUGUCACUUCCCCGCAGUCGUUCGCCAGUUGUAUCCCUCGUGACUAAUUGUUAUCUCAGGGUGAAUGCGCAGUUACAAAGUGUGGAUCUUCAGCUCGAGACUCUGAGGGAAGGAAUGCGAUCCCUUUCCGCGCGUCUGUUUGAACUCGAAUCGGCUGGCCCUGCUCCGUCGUCAAGACUUUCCGCGAGCGGACUACCCGGGUCCCUUCAUCGGAUUCUGAAUCCUCCCAAGUCCCCUACUUAUGUUGGCCCCACAAGUGCCGAAUUUGGACUGAAUCGGCGAUCCAGGCCUUUGUCCCAAGCGCAGAGCCAUGACGCCCAUGCGGGUGAUGAGGAUGGCGAGGACCUUGACUUAUCGACCGCCGCUCACAGCCCUGCACCUUUGGACCGGAAUGAGGCGCUGGAUGGUGGGGAUUCAUUGAGCGGUCUCGGGCUGCAGGAGACCUUGCGCUUGGUGCAGGUUUAUGAGGAUACUGUUGGCAUUAUGUACCCCUGUGUUGAUUUGGCCAGUGUGCGUGCAUACGCGGUCGAGUUUUAUCAUUCUCAAGCUCCCACGUCUGUCAACGCAUCGGAUCAACCAUGGCCAGACUCGGAUCAGGAUUGGUUCCAUGCGCGCGACAUCCAAGUAUUGAAGGUUCUUCUAGCUACUGCGCUUCUGGUCGAGUCUCAUGGACGGAGUGAGCGCGCGGCCCAACUGGCUGAUAGUGUUGAAGACCGGUUUGCUAGUCGGUUGAAAAUUGCCGAGGUGGACAUGAAGGAGAUUCUCAUUCUGACUUUAUUGUCGAUCUUUCACUCCUACCGUGAUGAUGAGGUCAUAUCAUGGCGGCUGACUGGCAUGGCAGCCCGUGGUAGCAUGGAACUAGGCCUGCACUGCCAAGAGACAUGGCAGAAAGCCGGAGGCGUGUUUCCCGGUGCAUUGGAAUGGAUGUGGGCCAGUCGGCUCUUUUGGUGCAUUUAUGUGCUGGACAGGAAAUGGUCAUUUGGAACAGGCUUACCUUUUGCCAUCCAGGACUCGGACAUGGACACCAACUUGCCUGAGCCCGGACACUCGACACCCUAUCUGACCUGCAUGAUCUCCUAUGCCCGUCUCAGCACCAAAAUCUGGGGCCUGGUCGUUAGCUGGCAGAAUCGGUCGCGCGAAGCUAUUUCAGAAGGAUGUGCCUAUCUGGAUGCGCAAGUCCAGGAAUGGGUGCGGUCCAUCCCACGCGAAUUGCGUUUCGAUCCGUACUGGCGAUCUCCGGCAGGAUCGGAACAAACUGAUCGUGCAAUGAUGCUUCAGGUGCUUCUGGCUCUCCAGGCAAACCAGCUUCGCAUCCUCGUCUAUCGGCAGAAUUUGCUCACCAGUGAGCGUAUCGCAGAUGAUGUCGCCGGCGCCUCUACAGCCGUGGAGACGGCGAAGAGCACGAUUCAUAUGCUAGGCUACUUCAGCCGUCUCUCGGACAUUUACUUCCAACGGCCUGAGCCCUUCAAUUACUUCCUGAUAUCGGCCCUUGCCGCCCUAUUUCUGGCCGUAUUGCAUGCCCCGGCGCGCUUUAGCCAGACUUGUCGGCCUGAAUUCUACACUGCGGUCGAUAUGGUGCGCCGCUCAGCGACUCGCGCCCGCUCCUCUCGUCGUUUGCAGAAGAUCAUUCGUAGUCUCAAGCGAAUUCAGCUGAAUGUGCGAUGGCAGAGCCAUCAAGGCCGAAGAUCACCCUUUGAUAACAGUCGCGCUUCACAUGCGGCGAUUGACCCUCAUGCGGCCUCCGGCGCCCGUCCUCAAGCCUCUUCUCAACCCAAACCCAUCGCAUCACGUAGUAUAUUGGACUCUUCGCCAUUCUCAUCAGCUGUGGAAUCGCCGUCCACUCAGUAUGUCCCCAGCCUCUAUCAAACAUCCGACAUCCCCACUCCUCAGCCAUCCCUUGGGACAUUCUGGCCACCCUCCCCCGGUACAGCUGGUGAACGGGAUUCUAAUGGCUGUGAGGAUCUCAGUAGUUUCUUCGAGAUUGCAGGUGGGCUAUACUUUGAUUCUCAAGCCGGCACCAAUUUUGCGACCGGGAUGGAGAUGGGGAUGUCUCACUCUGACGGCGGCCGGGGACCUAGUGCUCUAGAUGCGAUUCAGGCUGAAGAUGAGGCGUUGACCCGAGUCAUGGCUGGUUUAUUGUGA